This is a messenger RNA of Melozone crissalis (California towhee), 4320 nucleotides long. RefSeq names its product solute carrier family 41 member 2 (gene SLC41A2). NCBI's taxonomy places the organism in Eukaryota, Metazoa, Chordata, Aves, Passeriformes, Passerellidae. Bases 275 to 1849 code for a protein of 524 amino acids. The record is from RefSeq and is a predicted model, not a curated record. Gene Ontology annotation, cellular component: plasma membrane. The transcript is spliced from 11 exons. Gene Ontology annotation, molecular function: monoatomic cation transmembrane transporter activity. Gene Ontology annotation, biological process: monoatomic cation transport.
UUACCUAGCGCGGAGCUGUCACCGCCGACGGCUGUUCCCGCUCCGCCGCAGCGAUGGAGCGCAACCUCGCCACGCUGCCGGCACCACUCUCGCCCAGAUCCAGUCUUGCUUAUGGAAAUGUUGAAGAUUUGAGGGCAGUGAAAAAACACUUUUGCUUGCAAAAAAGGAACAUUUUGGUCCACUUGUAAGUGUGACACUUGGUGACUCACCUGCAAGAUUUCUUGGCUGACAUCUGAAGAACAAAGUGCUUUUCAACCUGUACUUCUAUAGCACUAUGACUAACUGUAAAGGCAGAUCUACCAUCUCCAAAACAAAUGGCAAAGUCCAUGACAGAGAAGGCUUUGUAAACUGGACCAUAAAUCUUAAUACAAUUCAGUCUGAUAAAUUUUUGAGGCUGCUUUUAAGUAUGGUUCCUGUUGUUUACCAAAUAAACCAAGAGGAAAGACACAAAAAGGUGAAUGGUGUCUGGCAAGAUGGAUUGCAACCAGUAGGACACAAUUUUAAUGUCCGGUCCGAACAACACCCAGAGUACCAUCACUUCUCAGAAGCGAGCUUUCAUGGUAGCAAUGGACACAGCCCAUCCAGCUGUAGCCCUAAAUAUGAUGAUUUUACCAGUUACAAUUACUGUGAUGGAAUGGACACUUCAGAAACAGAUGCUAUGUUGCAGGAUGACACUCUUUCUAGUGACAGUAAUGAGGAUAUCAUUAUGGAAGGAAGUAGAAAACAACCCAAAGAAUCGAGUAGUAUUAUGGCACUGCAAAUACUUGUACCUUUUUUGCUGGCAGGGUUUGGAACUGUUUCUGCUGGCAUGGUUUUGGAUAUUGUACAGCACUGGGAUGUGUUCAAGAAUGUUACUGAAGUCUUUAUCUUGGUUCCUGCGCUCCUUGGUCUCAAAGGAAAUUUGGAAAUGACCCUAGCAUCCCGGCUGUCAACUGCUGUAAAUAUUGGAAAAAUGGAUUCUCCCAUUGAGAAAUGGAACCUAAUAAUUGGCAAUUUGGCCUUAAAACAGGUUCAGGCAACAGUGGUUGGUUUUCUGGCAGCAGUGGCAGCAGUAAUUUUGGGCUGGAUUCCAGAGGGCAAAUACCGCUUUGAUCAUUCAGUCCUUUUGUGUUCUAGCAGUGUAGCAACUGCCUUCAUAGCUUCUCUUUUGCAAGGAGUAAUAAUGGUUGGAGUUAUUGUUGGAUCUAAGAAGACUGGUAUUAAUCCUGACAACGUUGCCACUCCUAUUGCAGCAAGUUUUGGCGAUCUCAUCACCCUUGCCAUAUUAGCAUGGAUAAGUCAGGGUCUGUACACUUGCCUUGAGACAUAUUACUAUGUAUCUCCUUUGGUUGGUGCCUUCUUUUUGGCUCUGACUCCAAUGGGGAUUGUCAUAGCUGCCAAACACCCAGCUACCAGAACUGUCCUCCGCUCAGGAUGGGAGCCUGUUAUAACUGCCAUGAUUAUUAGCAGUAUUGGUGGCCUUAUUCUGGACACGACAGUAUCUGAUCCUAACUUGGUUGGAAUUGUUGUUUAUACCCCGGUAAUUAAUGGUAUUGGUGGCAAUCUAGUAGCUAUUCAAGCUAGCAGAAUUUCUACCUACCUCCAUUUACACAGCAUUCCUGGAGAGCUGCCAGAGGAGGCCAAGGGUUGCUAUUACCCAUGCAGAACAUACUGUGGUACAGGAGUAAAUAACAAAUCAGCCCAAGUUCUACUUCUCUUGGUGAUUCCUGGACACUUGAUUUUCUUGUACACUAUCCACUUAAUGAAAAGCGGACAUACUUCCUUAACCCCCAUCUUUAUAGCAGUCUAUUUGUUGGCAGCUCUGCUACAGGAAAGGUUACUUCCAAAAGAUGAAGUGUAUAACUGCUAAAGAGACUAUAUUUCAAGGAAAUACAGAAAGCCAAGCCCAAAUCUGGACAGUUCUGUAUGUUCAGUGCUUUCUCCUUGCAGCAUGACAAGCAGACUUGCUAGACUCAUUGGGGUCUGACCAUGGGUACAACAGCUCCUUCCUUUCCAGCCAUGUUGCUGUCUGGGGUAGAAGCCCAGCUCCUACCGAGUCAUAGCAGGGAUUUGUCAUUUUUGCCUCCAGAAGGCUGGGCUCAAAGUGCUUGUGUAUGAGCAUACCAGAGCACUUACUGGUCUGGGUUACACAUGUUAGCGAGUAGCUGAGAAACAGCCUGAAAUUAGGACUGUUUUGGUGAAACCAGGGUGUCUGGCAAAGCUACAAAGAAAUCAAGAUGACAAUAUGAAAAACUUAUAUGAAAUAUGAAAUCUAAAAAAAAAAAAAAGAGUUCCUUCCCACAAAAUUAGGUCAAUAUAAUGAAAUUGACUCAGAAACAACUUCAGUUAAAGCGGUUUCUUUUUUUUACUUCAAAGAGGUCUUAGGGUGACAUCAGUGUAUGCUGUGCUGUCUGGAUACUUGGAUACCUUAGAGGAGCUGAUGCCAUUUACCUACAACAGAAACAACAGCAACAAGAAAAAGCUUGCUGUUCAGUGGUUUCUUUGCAGCCAGGCAUUAAAGGAAAUCUCUGCAUGUUUGGAGGAAACAGUGUCUUGUCCCCUCUGGACAUGACACAUGCCAGAUACUCUACCAGAGAAAAUCAUACAGAAAAAUGUCUUUUGAAAAAUGGGUGUAGUUCCUAGUCUGAGAGUUCACUGACUACAAAUUUCUGACUGUAGAAAUGGAAACUCAGAGAGUUCAGUGUAGAUCUACUACAAGCACUUUACAGUUACUACUUCAUCAAAAGCCAUUUAAAAUUGGAGACAUGUCAUGCAUAAUUUGAAAAUGAACUUCAUGAAGGGUCAAAGCCACUGGAAGACUUAAAUCAUAACUCUGGUGAGAACGACAGUCAGAACACAGUAGUCUUUAGAGAUUCUUAAAUGGGAUUUUUUAGUCAUAAUUAAAAUAACAAAUAAAUAAACUUACAUUCGAAUUUCAUAGAUUUGUAAGAGUUCUUAUCCAGUAAUUGCCGGAUCUUUUCAUAGUGCACUUAUGGGUAAAUUUUGAUUCAGUAUAAUUUUGAAAGUAAAGGAGACUUAAAACACAUUUGAAAAAUAUUAUCUUAGUUUAUUUACAUCUGUGUUUCCUGUCUAAGGUAGUUGAAUGCAACUAUUUUGUAAUGCAUCUUCAGAUGGAAAAAAUUUAAGGUGGAAUCAUCAGUAAUAGCAACAGGCAGUUUAACAGUUUAAUUUUCCAGCUUGGUGUUGCAAUUCACUUAUCACAGCAAAUAAUAAAAGUGAACAAUUCUAUGCUGUUUUACAAAUAUUCUUCAUUUGAAUAUUACACUUUUAUCACUGUGAAUUUGACAUGCAUCCACAUGCAUCCAAUUUGACAUGUCCACAUGACAAAUUGACAUUCCAGAUGAAAGAAAUAAUAAAAAUAUUGUAGCAUCCUGCAACUUAUUAAUUAGGCUAUAGGAAGCCUAGACAGUAUUAAGAAUGUUUGGAAGGAGUUAUGUAUUUUUAUUUUAAAUAAUAGAAUUUUGGUCUUUUCCCAUUUUAGGAAUCAUAAGAAAUUAUUUUCAUGAGAAAAUACAGAUGUACUACAUGCAAAAGAUCAAAAAUAACUUUUCUUCACCUAACUUUCUUUGUUAUUUGUAUCUAAAGACCUUGAAAGAAUGAAAGUAAAUUUAGUACACAAUAACAAAGGAAAAAAAAACUGCUUUGUAGUCUGUUAUGUUCCCAUUUCUAGUCUUGCAGUAAUAAGAUUUGAACUUUCAAAAUAGUAAAGCUCACUCAUAUUUAAGUAUUCAUGUUAUUUCACUUCCAAUCUGAAAUUCAUGAUUUGAGUCAGAAAGUUCAGUAUCAAGAAUUACUCUCAAUUUCCAUCCUUUAUUGUACCAAAUAAUGUGAGUACUUAUAUUCCUUAUUUUUAGAUUCUUCAUCAUUAGGAUUUUUCAAGAUUUUCCCCUCCCUCCUACUCUAAUUUCUGUAUUCUGCUGCUUCUGAGGACUUUUUUUGACAGUGAGACCAAAGGGUGAUUUUUAGAAAUGCAGUCUAAGUCUGAUCAUGCCUUUAGUUUCAUUUUCCUCUCUUUUGAUUGUGAUUUUUUCCCCUGUAAUAACGAUAAUAAUAUAGCAUGAUUUUCCUUUUAAAACAUCUGGAAUUUUACUAGUAUUUUUGCAAUCCUGUCUCUGGACCCUUUUUUUUUCUUGAUCAGUGACUAUUGAGUGUCUUUUCUUUUCUUAGCAAGAUCUAUUUAUAUAGAUAGAUAUUUGGUUAUUUUUUCCCUUUCUUAAAGCCUGCAGUUAUUUCAUCCUUCAGAAUGGAAGAAUUCCUAGAGCUUUUUUUCAUAAUUCUACUACUACUCAUCUCCCUUUUUGCAGAAAACUCUAUAUUAAA